Messenger RNA from Cynocephalus volans (Philippine flying lemur), 2035 nucleotides. RefSeq names its product phosphoribosyl pyrophosphate synthetase associated protein 1 (gene PRPSAP1). Gene Ontology annotation, molecular function: ATP binding; ribose phosphate diphosphokinase activity; magnesium ion binding. Gene Ontology annotation, cellular component: ribose phosphate diphosphokinase complex; cytoplasm. The coding region runs from base 204 to 1361 and encodes 385 amino acids. Gene Ontology annotation, biological process: purine nucleotide biosynthetic process; 5-phosphoribose 1-diphosphate biosynthetic process. The transcript is spliced from 10 exons. Lineage: Eukaryota; Metazoa; Chordata; Mammalia; Dermoptera; Cynocephalidae. The record is from RefSeq and is a predicted model, not a curated record.
GCGGCGCGGGUCGCUGUGAGCGUGGGCUCCGCGGGAGCCCUUGGUGGCGUUUGGGAGCUGGGGGCUCGGGCCUCUCCCCUCCUACGCCGGCCUUCUCAGCGCCUUCCCCAACCGGACCCCCGGGCCUCGCGGCCGCCUCGGUCGGAAACGCUCCCGGUGCAGCCCCGCGCGGGGCCGGCUGUAACCGCGCCUCGGGCCGGACGAUGCCCAAGAAGCUGCUGCUGCUGCCGCCGCUGUCCGUGUCCUCGGCCUUCCGCGCCCCGCGAGCCCGCCCCGCAGCCCGGCCGGCCAUGAACGCCGCUCGCACCGGCUACCGAGUCUUCUCGGCCAACUCCACGGCCGCCUGCACGGAGCUGGCCAAGCGCAUCACCGAGCGUCUUGGUGCUGAAUUGGGGAAGUCUGUUGUAUACCAAGAGACCAACGGAGAAACAAGAGUUGAAAUAAAAGAAUCUGUUCGUGGCCAAGAUAUUUUCAUUAUACAGACAAUACCCAGAGAUGUGAAUACAGCUGUGAUGGAGCUGUUGAUCAUGGCUUAUGCACUGAAGACCGCCUGUGCCAGGAAUAUUAUUGGAGUCAUCCCUUACUUCCCCUACAGCAAGCAAAGCAAGAUGAGAAAGAGGGGCUCCAUUGUGUGCAAGCUCUUAGCGUCGAUGCUGGCGAAAGCAGGUUUAACUCACAUUAUCACUAUGGAUCUUCAUCAAAAGGAAAUACAAGGCUUUUUCAGCUUUCCAGUGGACAACCUUAGAGCCUCACCUUUCCUGCUUCAGUAUAUCCAGGAAGAAAUUCCAAAUUACAGAAAUGCAGUCAUUGUAGCCAAGUCUCCUGAUGCCGCAAAAAGGGCCCAGUCAUAUGCUGAAAGACUGCGUCUGGGUUUAGCUGUAAUCCACGGAGAAGCUCAGUGUACAGAGCUGGACAUGGACGAUGGUCGUCAUUCUCCCCCCAUGGUCAAAAAUGCUACUGUGCAUCCAGGCCUGGAGUUGCCAUUGAUGAUGGCCAAAGAGAAGCCACCAAUAACCGUGGUUGGAGAUGUUGGAGGACGCAUCGCAAUCAUAGUGGAUGACAUUAUUGAUGAUGUGGAGAGUUUUGUUGCUGCUGCGGAGAUCCUGAAAGAGAGAGGUGCUUACAAGAUCUAUGUCAUGGCCACUCACGGCAUUCUGUCGGCAGAGGCCCCCCGCCUGAUUGAGGAGGCUUCCAUUGAUGAGGUGGUGGUGACGAAUACUGUCCCUCAUGAGGUACAGAAGCUGCAGUGUCCCAAGAUAAAGACUGUGGAUAUCAGUUUGAUUCUUUCUGAAGCAAUUCGGAGAAUCCACAAUGGAGAGUCCAUGGCUUACCUUUUCCGAAACAUCACUGUGGAUGACUAGCUUUCAUGGUUGCUUGAGCCUGGAACUCUUAAGGAAAACAUGUACAGAGCACUGCCGUCAGUUAUGUACACAGUUUUUCCUCUCAAGGGAGGCCUGGAAAUAGCCUGCAAUUAGAUAGUGUCCCUCACCAAGAUUGGUGGGUAGGAGGAUUGAGAUUGUCAAAGAGAAGACAGAGCAAUGGAUGAAUAACAUGGCCUUAAAUGUCUGCUGUCAACAGCCUUGUUCCUUACACAGAAGUUAUAGAUGCUUCCCUGAAAAGAACCUGCAAAUCCCACUGAUACUGAAGAGAAGUGCAAGGCAGAUGAAGUCCUAACCAUAGUGUCCAUUCAGUUGUUUCGACCCCAGGGAGAAGAGUGUGUUAAUGUUGAGCCUGGUCAGGGGAGUGGAGUGCCCUGACACAUUUCUAUUCAGUUGUCACUGCACCCCACACCCCACCCCACUCCUGGCGACUUCCAGUAAGUCUUUUAUAGAGAAUCAUAUUUUUCUUUCAGAAACUGCUGUGCCUGCUGCCAUUCAUUGAACAGUGAAGCAUUCAUGGUGUUACUCUUUCCAGGGGUGUCAGAUUAGAGAAUAGCAUCCCAUCUCUGGGUGUCCGCCUCACUCUGAAGUGGCAAAUAAAAGUAUUUGUUGUCUACUUUUCUCUUUAUUACACUGCAGAACUGUGUGCUCCCCUG